UUUUCGUCACACAAUGAAGAUGCUGUAUUAAGUGCAAUGCAACAUAUAGAAAAAUUCGAGUCCAGAGACCAGAGAAACAGCUCCUUGAGUCUGGAUAGAAGAAAAAGACUAGCAGACAUGCGGGUUGUCAUCACACAACAUUUUACUGAAAGAACUGUCACUCCGGGUGGUGAUAUAAGCAUGCAAUGUGCAGCAACCGGAGAUCGACCUCCUCAGUUCGUGUGGGAGAGAGACGGCAUCGUCGUGUCUAGUAACACGGAUCCUAGAUACGCACUAGGCCAAGUGAUGACAUCAGAUAACUCAGUGGUCACGCAGCUGAACAUCACCAGAGUGAGAGUGGAAGACGGAGGACUGUACUCCUGCACCGCCAGGGAGGGAGACCAUGUGGCUUCCCAUGAGAACAGGCUUGACGUUUAUGGUCCACCAUAUAUCAGGUCUUUGCCACCAGUCAAAGUACAAAGUGGAGAAUCAGUUAAUCUAAGGUGCCCAUUUUAUGGAUAUCCUAUAAGCAAAAUCGACUGGGAAUACCAAGGCAAGUUGCUAACAUCAAACGCCAUCUUCCAAUCCCGCUACAAGAGAUCCCACCAAAAACGAAAAUCCAGACGCAACGCCCCAAGCGUGAACAUCAAUGGAAUUCUUUCUAUACCAGAAAUAUCCAAGGAAUCCAACGGAGCUAUUUACACUUGCAUAGUCACCAGUCCUUCGGGAGAAAUGGCCAGAAGGGCUUUUGAAAUACAGGUCAUAGAAGCACCGGUACUAGAUGAUCUGCUACUAGGGACGAAUUUGCAGGAAGGGCAGAUUGUGAAUAUAUAUUGUAAUGUAAAGACUGGGGAUCUGCCGAUUCAUUUUGAGUGGUUGAAAGAUGGUAAACGGAUUUCUAGUGGGUUGAAGGUGGUAGAAAGAAACUCAGAGCUCUUCAGUGCAUUAGUCAUCAAGAAAGUAUCAUUAGAACAUUGUGGGACCUAUACAUGCGUUGCCUCCAACCAUGUGGCGAAAGUCAACAGAUCUACAGAACUGUAUAUAAAAGUGGCUCCAAAAUGGCUGGAUGAGCCGAACAACUCUUCACUUCUCCUCGGCAGAAGAGGUACAGUGUCAUGCAGUGCCAGCGGCUACCCGCAGCCUCAAGUGCAUUGGAUGAAGAAAGAUGCUCUCCUCGGCACCUGGCAGCCAGUUCUCGAGCUGGCCGGUGGUGGGAUCCUCAGUCUGCCUAACGGGACCCUCAUUAUUGAGGAGGUGUCCCUCACGGAUGAAGGGUUGUACUCCUGCAAUGUGGAGAAUGGAGUUGGGCAGCCUUUGAGCAAGACUGUUUGGAUGAGUGUUAAUAAACCAGUCCACUUUGAAGCAUCAUCAACAAACGUGACGUCACGACUGGGUCACCCAGUGACGUUGGAAUGUCGCCCACUGGGUGACGAACCUAUCAGGGUCACCUGGACUCAUGAUGGCAAUAAUUUAGAUUUUAUUAAUCAAAGAGCAAAGAUAUCGGAAACAAAAACAGCCCUUGGAGUAGUCAGCACUAUCAACCUUCAGUAUUCAGAAACUGCUGAUGCUGGUCUAUAUCAAUGCAGAGCUACCAACCCAUAUGGAACUGCCAGUUUUGGAGUACAUCUAACUAUUUUAGAGCCCCCCACUCCGCCUUCAGACUUGCGCGUUGAAACAGUGCGGUCGCGCACCGCCGCAGUGUCGUGGCGAGACACGUUGAGAGCGCACGCCCGACAUUAUACGCUGCAGUACUCGCAUUUACAUUAUAGCGAUGCGGUUUGGGAACAUGCUACUACUAUGAAUGUUACGAGAAAAGAACAAGAACUCCGUCAAACAGUGGAACUCCAGAACCUUCGACCAGCCACGCCGUAUGCCGUCCGCGUUGCUACGGGCAACCAAGUCGGCGUCUCGCUCUAUACAGCACCAGUACACUUUACUACACAUGAAGAAGCUCCAUCAUCAGCCCCAGUGAACGUGCAAGUGGAACAAACAGAGAACCCCGGCGAGUUGUACGUGUCCUGGUCUGCGCCGCUACAGGACGCGCACAACGGAGUCAUAGUGGGGUACCACGUGAAGGCCGUCGCUCAGAGCGUUGGCGCUGUUUCAGAGGAAGCUGAUACACGGACCAUAAAAGUGUCACAACUGUCAGGCAAACAAGAAACUUUGUUGAGUGGACUUAUGAAGAACACCAGGUAUGCUGUAUCAGUCUCGGCGUUUACCAAUGCCGGUUCUGGACCAUUCUCACUACCAGUAUUCCAAGACACUAGAGAAGGAGCUCCCGAACAAGCUCCAUCAUCAGUAGAAUGUACGGCAGUGUCAUCGACGUCACUCAGGAUUGGAUGGCAGCCCAUAGGCAUGCCUGGACAAGGCAACUCACUAGUAGGAUACACUGUGCUUUUCGCUACUGAUGAAGCGGCCUGGCAGAACCAGACGUCGUUACACACGGAGCUAUACUUACAAAGUCUGCUGAAAUACACCAACUAUACUGUGAAAGUGGCUGGAUUCUCCAACUUUGGGGCCGGGCCUUAUUCUUAUCCUAUUGUUUGUGCUACUUUGCAAGAUGUGCCGGGUCCCCCAGCAGACAUCAAAGUUCUGGUGCUGUCAUCAUCAUCACUCCUCAUCAGUUGGAAGAAACCACUGCAUCCAAAUGGAGAACUCUUGCACUACACCGUUUAUGUUAAACCGACGUCCAGCAACGGGCCGGCACAGACGCUCCGAAUAGAAGCGGGGCGCAGCACAGCGGAGGUGACGGAGCUCUCGGCCGGCAGGACUUACGAGGCGUGGGUCACGGCCAGUACUGCUGCCGGAGAGGGUGGCGCUACUAGACGAGUUUCACAUACUCCUACUCAUAGAGUGGUAGCAGGAGUAGCCUCCCUCGGAGGCACAGUAUCAGUAGGAGUCGGCAGUUCUCUACUCCUCGUGUGUCAAUGUGUGGGCUCCCCACCGCCUCGCACCGUGUGGUACCACAAGCACAAUAUCAUCACACAUCAUCCGAGGUUCACAAGGAACCAUGAUGAUAGUCUGCUUAUUAAUAACAUAGACCAAUCCCUAAGCGGCAACUACACGUGCCUUGCCAAGAAUCUGUACGGUUCAGACUCAGUGGAGUACACCGUCAUAGUGCUACCCCUCCCUGAAGCGCCGAUACUCCGCGCCACGCCUUAUAAGGACUCUAUACUGGUGGAGUGGGAACAGCCUUAUUAUUCUGUUAAUAAUAGGAGUGGGAGUCAGAAGAUUAGUUACAGCCUAACAUGGAAAGAAGCCAACAGUCCAUGGAGAGAGGCAUGGCCGUCGAACAAGCUGCCCAACUUAUCAGGGGUACAGAAACAUGUCCUAACAGGUCUCAAGUGUGGGACCAAGUAUUCUCUGCGGAUCACUGCUACUAACAAAGUUGGGACUUCACAGCCUGCUUAUUUGGAUGUCAGUACUUUGGGUGGAGUACCAAUCCCACCAUCAACAAACGAGUGGCUUUGGAGUAACGCGUCACAUAUCUACGUGCAGCUCGCAGGCUGGGAGCACGGCGGCUGUGCGCUCAGAGUACUGGACGUGGAGUAUAAGCAGCUUGGUGCUAGAGCUUGGAUUAGGGCUCAUAAUAAUAUGCCAUACUCAGACCUAUCAUCCUGGAGCCUCUCAUCUCUCUACCAGUCGAAGAUCCCGACGUACGCGAUAUCAGACCUCGCUCCCGGCACGUGGUACCAACUGCGAGUCACCGCUACCAAUGAGGCGGGCAGUGUUACUACCACUUAUAGUUACGCUACUAAGAACGAGGAUGGGAGUGAAGUGGGACCCCCGUCAGAGCUAUUUGACUUGAACAUGUUGGUGAUAAUCUGCAGCUCAAUCCUCCUCACUAUCUGCCUGCUCAGCUGUAUUUACAUACUAGUCAAGAGGCAGAGAGCCGGCAACCUAACAGAAUACAGGGAUUCAAUAACCAUAGACAACAAAUCCGAGAGUGGCAACUUAACAGCCAACACUUCACAUACCAACUUAGCCAACGUUAAAGAAAACGCUAUGAAUGCACAAAACAGGAUCUACAGUGCACCCAUACAUAUGAGGAAUAAUAGUAAACAUGAGCUGUACGAGAUAAGUCCAUAUGCACAGUUUGCAGUGGGCUUCAGAACGUUUGGUCACGUUGAGAACCAAGACCUGCCGAGUCGGCAUACUAAACAUAGAUACGAUACAGAAACCAGUUUCCAAGUGUGUUCAGAAUCUGAGGACAGCGAUAGCAUAUCAAAGUCUACUCUAAAAAGUGUUCCAAGAAAAGUCUGCAGAACCCCUCACCAUAGGUAACUAAAUAAGGAAGAACUUUCUUUUUAACGAAAAACUCGUCUCAAAGGACCAGAUUUCAAGGACUACAAAAACGUCAU
Molecule: messenger RNA, 4340 nt
Organism: Helicoverpa armigera (cotton bollworm)
Lineage: Eukaryota; Metazoa; Arthropoda; Insecta; Lepidoptera; Noctuidae
Product: cell adhesion molecule Dscam1
Exons: 31
Coding region: 37-4263 (1408 amino acids)
Biological process (GO): cell-cell adhesion
Molecular function (GO): protein binding
Source: RefSeq, a predicted model, not a curated record